UCGUUUUGAAGCACGCGUCUAGUGGGUGUCAGCCUCCUCCACUUCACUCUGCAGCCCCUGCAGAAACAGAGAAAAGUCUGCACACACAGCCCCCUGACACCCAGACGGACCGCACACUGACAUCGUGACUGCGACCAUGGCCUCCCUGGAGCUUGCACUUCUGAGCGUGUCGGACAAGACUGGGCUGCUGGACUUCGGCAAGAGGCUGGUGGGAGCUGGACUGUCUCUGGUGGCCUCGGGAGGCACAGCCAAAGCCCUGCGAGAGGCUGGGCUGGCAGUCAGGGAUGUGUCUGAGCUGACGGGACAUCCAGAGAUGCUGGGAGGCAGAGUGAAGACUCUUCAUCCUGCUGUCCAUGGAGGCAUCCUGGCCAGAAAAACCCCCUCUGACACGGCAGACAUGGAGAAGCUGGGCUACAGCCUGGUCAGAGUGGUGGUGUGCAACCUCUACCCGUUUGUGAAGACCAUCUCUAACCCGAGCGUUACGGUAGAAGAUGCGGUGGAGCAGAUUGAUAUUGGUGGUGUCACUCUGCUGAGAGCUGCAGCUAAAAACCAUGCCCGGGUCACCAUUGUGUGCGAUCCUGCUGAUUAUUCGUUAGUUGCCAAGGAGAUGGAGAGUUCAGUGGACAAAGAUACAACCCAAGAAACACGCAGGACUUUGGCCCUCAAAGCCUUCACACACACAGCGCAAUAUGACGAGGCCAUAUCCGACUACUUCCGUGGACAGUACAGUCGCGGUGUCUCCCAGCUGCCUCUGCGUUACGGCAUGAACCCCCACCAAGCACCCGCCCAGAUCUACACCCUGCGCUCAGAGCUUCCUCUCAAAGUGGUCAACGGCUCUCCCGGCUUCAUCAACCUCUGUGACGCUCUGAAUGCUUGGCAGCUGGUCAGAGAGCUGAAGAGUGCCCUUGGCAUGCCUGCCGCCACUUCCUUCAAGCACGUCAGCCCUGCUGGAGCUGCCGUCGGAGUUCCUCUGACUGACGAGGAGGCUAAAGUGUGCAUGGUGCAUGACAUGCUGAAGGACCUCACUCCGCUAGCCACAGCUUACGCAAGAGCACGAGGUUCAGACAGGAUGUCGUCUUUUGGAGAUUUCAUUGCUGUGUCUGACGUGUGUGACGUCCCCACUGCCAAGAUUAUAUCUAGAGAGGUCUCAGAUGGCAUCAUUGCUCCGGGUUAUGAGGAGGAGGCGCUCAAAAUCCUCUCAAAAAAGAAAAAUGGCAACUACUGUGUGCUUCAGAUGGAUCCAGAAUACGAGCCUGAUGACGCUGAAGUGAGAGUGCUGUUCGGCCUCUAUCUUAAGCAAAAGAGGAAUGGAGCGCUGAUCGAUAAAGAAUUCUUCAACAAUGUUGUUUCCAAGGGCUCGCUCUCUGAGGAAGCUGUUCGUGACCUCACCGUGGCCACCAUCGCUGUCAAGUACACUCAGUCCAACUCUGUCUGCUACGCUAAAGACGGACAGGUCAUUGGUAUCGGUGCUGGGCAACAGUCCCGGAUCCACUGCACCCGGCUGGCGGGUGACAAGGCUGAUAACUGGUGGCUGAGACACAACCCUCGGGUCCUAAGUAUGAAGUUUCGCAGCGGUGUAAAGCGAGCAGAGAUGGCCAACGCCAUCGAUCAGUAUGUCAGCGACACCAUUGGACAGGGCCCAGACUUGGCAGUCUGGAAGUCGAUGUACGACGAGGUACCGGAGCCUCUGUCAGACACUGAAAAGAAGAACUGGAUCAGCUCUCUUCAGGCCGUCGCUGUCAGCUCUGAUGCCUUCUUUCCUUUCAGAGACAACAUAGAUCGGGCCAAACGGAGCGGCGUUGAGUACGUGGCAGCUCCAGCGGGUUCUGCUGCUGACGAGGUUGUGAUCAAUGCCUGCAAUGAGCAGGGCAUCACUCUGGUGCACACCAACCGCCGACUCUUCCACCACUGAGCAACACUACGGAGUCAAACAUUUCCUAGCGUUACUGACAAACAUUCCUCUUGUUUUCAUGUUAAAGUGUAAACAUCUUAAAUACUGUUUUUGUAACACAUUAACUCCAUUACUGGAUUACGAUCCUAACAUGAAUGAACCACACAGUUACUGUUUAUCUUCAUUGUAGGUCAGUCAACUGUUGAAGUGAAAUAAAGUCAUGACUUUGUGAA
Messenger RNA from Cololabis saira (Pacific saury), 2124 nucleotides. RefSeq names its product 5-aminoimidazole-4-carboxamide ribonucleotide formyltransferase/IMP cyclohydrolase (gene atic). NCBI's taxonomy places the organism in Eukaryota, Metazoa, Chordata, Actinopteri, Beloniformes, Belonidae. Gene Ontology annotation, cellular component: cytosol. Gene Ontology annotation, biological process: 'de novo' IMP biosynthetic process. Gene Ontology annotation, molecular function: phosphoribosylaminoimidazolecarboxamide formyltransferase activity; IMP cyclohydrolase activity. The coding region runs from base 137 to 1912 and encodes 591 amino acids. The transcript has 15 exons. The record is from RefSeq and is a predicted model, not a curated record.